AUGUUUGAGCUGACGAUGGCGAAGGGAAGCAUCUUACAGGGUGUCCUGGAGGCGAUCCUCGACCUGGUCAAUGUGGCCAACGUCGACUGCUCCAGCAAGGGCUUCUCGCUCCAGGCCCUGGACAUCGAACACGUCGUCUUCCUCUCGCUCUUCUUCCCCUCCGAGGUCUUCCGGUCCUACCGCUGCGACGAAGACUGCUCCAUGCGCAUCGCAAUCGCCGACAUGGUCGAUUUGCUCCGCGCCUCCAACGAUGGUGACAUCAUCACCAUCAAGGUCACCGACCAAAACUUCGAAGACAUUACCAUAACAUUCGAGUCGCCCGACAAGACUAAAACUACGGAUAUGGAUUUGCAGCUUGUGGACGCCAGAAGCCAUCGCCUCAAAAUCUCGGAAUGGCACGAUAUGGAGUCGGAGUACCAGGCCAUUUUCUGCAUGCCCUCUGCGCAGUUUAUGUUGAACUGCAAGUCCCUCAGCGUCAUCGACGACGAUGUUGUCAUCAGGGUGAAUGAGGAGGUCAUCAGCUUCUCUACUAAAGGAAAAAGUGGGUGCGUGAACAUUUCCCAUGUGCCGAACAAAACUGACAAGCCAGAAAAAGCUAGUGUUACCCUUACACAUGUGCGAGGGAUAGUUUCAUUGACCUUGAACCUGAGGUACAUGAAGUCCUGCGCCAAGGUGUCUACCCUGUUUGAUCAAGUGAAGAUCGGUCUCUCCACCAAGCUACCUUUGAUGGUCGAGUGCAAAAUUGCAGAGAAGGGCUACAUCAGGUAUUUCGUGGCACCACUAGAGGAAGAGGAAGGGAAAACAGAGACCGAAGAGGCGGAGGGGGAGGAAGGGAGGCAAAGGAAGAAAGCAAAAAAAAUGAUGAAACAGGAGAUGAGAUGCUGGGCUGAUGAAUAA
Messenger RNA from Triticum turgidum subsp. durum (durum wheat), 897 nucleotides. Lineage: Eukaryota; Viridiplantae; Streptophyta; Magnoliopsida; Poales; Poaceae. The record is from the annotation of a GenBank genome assembly.